Molecule: messenger RNA, 1811 nt
Organism: Tarenaya hassleriana
Lineage: Eukaryota; Viridiplantae; Streptophyta; Magnoliopsida; Brassicales; Cleomaceae
Exons: 7
Coding region: 174-1622 (482 amino acids)
Source: RefSeq, a predicted model, not a curated record
UCUCUCUCCAUGUCAUGUUUCUCAUGAAGAACCUUGUAUUCGAUUCUUAAUUAAGCUGUUGAGUGGGCUCAGGUUCAAUAUCUUUGGAAAUGGUGAGAGCUUGAAACACAAGUUAGCGUCUGAUUCUCUUUCACAAAUCAUCUCGAUAGAAGAAAAGGCAUUUCUGGGUUUCCAUGGGAGGUGUGUUCCCGUUUAUCAGAAACAGCAGUGAAUGUUGCUGCUGUCGUCCCGAUCAGACCAUGAUGUUGAGACAAACAGAUGAUGCGGAAGAAGAAACAGUGAGGAAGAUGGCAAGAGAAGGAAGCCGAAGACGAACGAGAACGAGAAGAAGAUUCAUCAGAUCCUUAGAAGAUAUGCUGACUGUGUUGCUAUCUCCUCCUUCCGCGAUAACUCGGAGUCUCUUGCUCUGUUUUCUUCUCUUGUCUUCUUCUUCUUCUUCCUUUUCCACUGUCGGGUCUUCGGAAACAGAGAAUCUCUUACAGAGAAACCAAACUUUCCGACCACUCGAGGAGCUCAAGAAACUCAGAACUGUAAGACAGUACCUCAAGAACAUCAACAAAUCUGCCAUGAAGACUAUCCAAAGCCCUGAUGGUGACAUCAUAGACUGUGUUUCAGCAUAUAAUCAACCCGCUUUUGACCAUCCGAGAUUAAGAGGGCAAAAGCCAAUGGAACCACCGGAGAGGCCAAGAGGGCAUCACAGAAGAGGAAUGAAACUGAAGGAUUUCCAGCUAUGGAGAAGGGCAGGAGAGUCGUGUCCUCAGGGGACAGUUCCAAUACGAAGAACAAAAGAAAGAGACAUUCUCAGAGCUACGUCUCUUUCGAGCUUUGGAAAGAAACUCGGGAACUUCAGAAGAGACGCCAGUAACAAUGGCCAUGAACAUGCGGUGGGGUACGUGAGCGGGGAAGAGUACUACGGAGCAAAGGCAAGCAUAAACGUGUGGGCCCCAAAAGUCGAGAACCAAUACGAAUUUAGUUUAUCUCAAAUCUGGAUUAUUUCUGGCUCCUUUGGUAAUGACCUCAACACCAUUGAAGCUGGCUGGCAGGUUAGUCCUGAGCUCUACGGGGACAACUAUCCGAGAUUCUUCACGUAUUGGACCAACGAUGCGUAUCAAGCAACCGGAUGCUACAAUUUAUUGUGUUCGGGUUUUGUUCAAACGAAUAACGAAAUUGCAAUUGGAGCUGCAAUCUCUCCAACAUCCUCGUACGAGGGAGGACAGUUCGAUAUUACUUUGCUCAUUUGGAAGGAUCCGAAGCAUGGGAAUUGGUGGCUAGAAUUCGGGUCGGGCAUAUUGGUAGGGUAUUGGCCAUCGUUCUUGUUCACACACCUGCGAGAGCAUGCGAGCAUGGUCCAAUACGGGGGCGAAAUCGUAAAUUCAAGUCCUUUUGGGGAUCACACGUCAACGCAGAUGGGGAGUUCGCAUUUUGCAGAGGAAGGGUUCUCAAAAGCUUCUUAUUUCAGAAAUAUCCAAAUAGUUGAUUCUGAUAACAAUUUGGUCCCUCCUCCUAAUCUCAAGGUUCUUGCCGAUCAUCCCGAUUGCUACGACAUUCAAGGAGGCCUCAAUCGUGUUUGGGGUAAUUAUUUCUAUUACGGAGGUCCCGGGAAGAAUCCGAAGUGCCCUUAAAAAUUUGGGGUCAGUUUCGAAUUAUGAAAAAAUAUGAAUUGUAACUAUUAUUAUUGUUUUUUUUUAAAUUUUGAUGCUGAUCGGAGUUUAGAUGGCUAGCUGAUGACGGGUGAAUUCAUUUCAUACCCACUUUUUGAGGUAAUUAAACGUGUAAAUCAGUAAAUGUGAAAAAAACAAUAUAUUUACUGA